Molecule: messenger RNA, 3651 nt
Organism: Cinara cedri
Lineage: Eukaryota; Metazoa; Arthropoda; Insecta; Hemiptera; Aphididae
Source: the annotation of a GenBank genome assembly
AUGAUGAACCAUAGUACAGAAUCAAGUGUCUUUGGUAAUGUUGAAGAAAAUGAUGGAGAAACUGAUAAUUAUGUUACAUGUCCAUUAUUACAACUAAAAUAUUCUAGACCAAGAAAACCAAUUAGGUAAGUUAUUAAAAUAAUAAUAUGUAUUAAUAUCUUUAUCAAUUAUACAUAGGUAGGAUAAAUACCGUCAAAUUUUGUAAAUUAUAAUGUUUUAAGCUAUUUUUGUCAUCAAAAAUACAAUUAUUGUUCAAUUUGAUUUUUUGUCAACUUAUAGCGGACAAUACUAUUCAUACAUUUUGUUAUGAAAAAUAAAUGAUUUUAUAAAUUCUUUUUGAUAUUUAUACCUGUUUGAAGUUAUUCCUUAUUUGUCUCAACUUUAGACACUUAUUUCUUUUACUUGUUAUUAUUAUUGUAUGUUGAAUUAAGAAAUAUUAAUAAUAGGUUUGGGCACUAUAGGAAGUUUUUAAAAACAUACUCUUAUAUCAAUAAAUUAAACAGUAACAAUAUUUUUCUUCAAUGUAGCCUAUUUGAUAUUAAAUGUUAAACAAUUCUUUGGUUUUCUUUUUGUGUGUUUUAUCUAUCCUCACAAGAUUGCAAGUUUUAUUUAACCUAUACAUAUUUACACAAUGUAUAACCAAAUUAUCUAUACUUCCUGUCCGAACUUAAGACAAUAAAAUCACAAAAUAACAUCUAUGCAUGAUAAGUAGUAAAUAUGUAUAAACUUGCGUGAUUCGUGUGGGUUUAUAGCAAUAUAAAAUAUAUAGGGUUUUAGUCUACUGUGAGAUACAUUUUUCUUCAAAAUAGGUAUAACAAGUCAAAUACUGUUAAAAAACUUUUUGUUUUUCUAUUUACCAAUUCUAAUACAGAUGAUUAUUAUUUAAACACAUGUACACAAAUUAUUUUAAUAAAUAACUAACAAAAUAGUUAAACAAAACAAUGACUGUUUAAAAUUCAACCUCAAUCUGAAUUUUUAUCAUUUGGCGGUAUAUACAUAUAAUGAAUUAUACAAAAACAAUGUAAAUUUAAAAUAAAUAAAUAAAUUCAUAUGUGUUUUAGUCGGUUGGGACAAAAAGGAAGAUCCCUUAAACGUUUUAAUGAUAAUCAACCUUUAUUUGAAAACAAAACAGCUGAAGCAGACUUAGGGUAUUCAUUUCAAACACGUACCCCAGAAAAUGUAGUUAAUGAUUUUGAAAAACUUGAUUUAGUACACCAAACUCCAUUUGUUCAUCCAGUGGUAAAGACACAAAAUGACAGUGGUAUAGAAACUCCAAGUGAUACGCUUAACAACCUUAAGAACUUGAAUAUUAAACCAACUCUUUCAUUGAGUACCAAAAGGUUACUAUAUAGUAAUAAAGAAAAUUUACCAGAGCAAACAAAAGAAGAAUUAGAAACACUAGAUUCUCAAAAAACAACUCAAAGCAAUUCUAGUACGUCAUGUUCAUUUACUGUAAAAGAAAAUUUAAAAGUGAUUACAAAUAACCCACCAGUCCCAGUAAAAGAUGACACAUUUUAUAUUUCACCUGAAACUUCAAAAUACAACUAUGAUACAAGUUUAUAUCAUAGUAUCAGAGAAACAACUGUUGUACCUGAUUCGCCAAAUUCAUUUUUAUCUAUCAAAAAUUCUAAUUCACAAGUUGAUUCUUCUUUAUCAACAAAGCAAUUAGGAUGUGCACCACUUGACAGUCAAAAUAAGUAUACUUUGGAAUUAUCACCUGCGGCUAAACAUAACAAUUCUGUAAUAAAUCCUCGAUCUCCUAUUCGUCGUAAUCCUGUGGUUUUUGUUCAAGAUGGAGAGUUUAAACGACCAAUUAAUUCAGCCAGUAACAUAUGUGUUAAAUGUUCCAAUGAAAACUUUAUAACUGUUAAAGGAAUUAAUUAUAGUAUACUGAAUACAUUAGGUCAUGGAGGAUCCAGUGUUGUAUAUGAGGUGAAUAUUCAAUAGAAUAUUUUUGAUAGAAUUAUCAUGUUAGUAUUAUUUUUAAUAUUUAUUUUAUUUUAUUUUAUAUUAGGUUUUACAUCCUGAAACUAACCAAGUGGUAGCAAUAAAAAAAGUAGAUUUAUCUGAAGUUGAAGAUAUCAUAGCUAAAGGAUAUUUAAAUGAAGUUAAAUUGUUAGAAAAUCUGCAAAUCUGUGAAAGUGUUAUACGGCUUUUUGACAGGUAGAUUUUAAAUUAUUUCAACUAACAAUAUUUAUUUUUGCGUGUACUAUCUGUAAAUAAUAGACUACACAAUUUUACAUUAAUAAAUUAAAUUUUAUCUUUGUUUUCCUAUGCAAUUUAUAAAAGUUAACCUAAUGGUAUACCAAUUUGGUUUAAUUUUGUAUAUUAUUUAUUUGAUAUUUAAUUAUUUCAGUCAAUACUCCACUAAAGAAAAGAUUUUGUACAUGGUAAUGGAAAAAGGAGAUACCGAUCUUUCAAAACUCAUUCGUAGUACAAAACAUAUGUCAGUAUUCAUGAUAAUGUACUAUUGGUCAGAAAUGUUGAAUACUGUUAGUCAAAUACAUGAGAAAGGUAAAUGAUUAUCAAACAUACAAUAAUAAUAAUAAUUUGUAUUAAUUUGAAUAAACAGGCAUAUACAUGUUUAUUGCUAAUUAAUCUGGAUGUAUUAAAAAAAAAAUAUUUUCACAUUAUGUUAACAAUAACAAUACUCAAAACCCCUCUAAAAGACUAAAUGAAAAUUACAUAGUAUGUAUGAAUGUUUAUUAGAAUAGUAUUUAAAUCAAAAAUAGCUUAUCUUUACCUAAUUAAGAUUAAUUAACUUCUUAAGAAAUUCAAUUAUUUUCAGUUCAUUAUUUUUGAUGUACAUUUUUUAUUAAACUUUUUAAAAAUAAUUUGUAUAAUGGAUAUGCUUUUUUUUUUUGCAUUCUAAAUAAGAAUGCAUGCAAUGAUGUAUUAUCACUUAUUAAAUCAACUUCCAUUACAUAUUAUUAAGUCCAUAAUUCAUUUAAAAAAUUAAACUAAGUAAUUCUUAAAAAUAAUUUUGAUAUUUAUAUCAAAAAUAUUCAUAUUUGUACAUAUAUGAUUGAAUUUUGUAUUAAUAAAAAGUAAUAAUUAAUAAAACACAUUUCCAAAUGGAAGCAUUAUGUCAAGUUAAAUUUUAUUUGUCAACAGAUGUUAUACAUUCAGAUCUCAAACCAGCAAAUUUCCUUUUAGUUAGUGGCCGUUUAAAAUUGAUAGAUUUUGGUAUUGCGUCAAAAAUACAAGGCGACAUGACUAGUGUCGUAAAGGAUGUCACUACUGGAACUUGGAACUACAUGAGUCCAGAGUGUAUUAUUAGUGGAGGCUCAAACUUUCAAGGACAUAAAGUAAAAAUUAAAUGAUUUCAUUAGGAAAAAUUGUAAUUUUUUUUUUUAAAUUUAGAUCAACCAAAAAUCAGAUGUGUGGUCCUUAGGAUGUAUACUUUAUAGCUUAAUUUAUGGCAAGACUCCUUAUUCACAUCUUACAAAUACUUGGCAAAAGUUGCAAGCCAUUGCUGUAUCCAAACAAAAUAUUAUUUUUCCAAAACAGAGUAAAUUGUUUCCACAUGGUAUACCACCUGUACUUAUGCAAACAAUGGAAUUAUGUUUGAUAAAAGAUGUGAAAACUAGACCUAAUGUAACAGAUUUGUUGAAACUUAUUGAAAAUGCAGCGUUCAAACCAAUGACCUAA